AUGAGCACGGCGCCGCACGCCUGGUCUGAGGACCUGAAGGUGUUUGGGCUCCCAGCCGGCGAAGACGGCCGCAAGAGAGCACUGAAGGCAUGUCUUAGCUGUCGCUCUCGCAAAGUUCGCUGCGAUGUGUCGGUCGUCUCUCAGCCAUGCACGAACUGCCAGCUCCACGGGAAGAACUGUCUAGUCACUGGGCGAGGAUCCAGACUGGACGCCUUCCAACCACAGGACGCCUGCGACAAUUUUGAGCUUGAGCAGGAUUCUGGUCUUCCAGAGGACCAGCUAUCAUUCCACGUACCAUCAGAGUCGUCUAGAAUAUCCUCAGAGCAACUAUCGGGGAGUCGCAGUUACGCCAAAAACGGACACAGAGGAUCUCCUCCGCCAAGCCGACCGUCUUCGCUUCCGCGCUCUUCGUGUACGAUAACAUUCUCUCAUUUCCGUUUCCUUACACUGGGCAACCUCCAUAGGAUCCCUUUCGAGGAUGUGAACUAUCUCGAAUCUCAGGGAUGUCUGCAUGUCCCUGUGCCGCCAAUCCUCGAUGACUUUGUGCAACACUACUUUCUCCAUAUACAUCCUCUUCUCCCCAUUGUUGACGAAGGAGACUUCUGGGACAUGUACUCUCAGGCAGACACGAAUCGGGCGCCGGGGAAUACAAUGUCGCUUUUACUCUUCCAGGCUAUGCUAUUCAGUAGCUGCACGUUCGUGCCAUUUGCUAGCAUACAACGCCUCGGCUUCAGUUCUCUUCGGAGCGCCCGAGGCGAGUUCUACAGGAGAGUGAAACUCUUACACGACAUGGAGACUGAAAACUCCCCUCUGCCAUUAGCGCAGGCCGCCUUACUUCUCAUGGCCUGGGUCCCUCCGUCGAACCUGACCUUGAUUCCUUACAAGAUGUGGCUUGGAAGGGCUGUCCAAUAUUCCAAGUCUCUCAAUGCCGACCGCGUAGCCAAUGACAACUCCUCUGCCACUACUAAAAACCAGAAAGCCCUACGACGUCUAUGGUGGUGCUGCGUGGUCAUGGAUCGAAUCUCACCUCUAUGCUGUCGCUUCUAUCCUUACAUUCACCAUGAGCUAUCCGACUUUGAAAGCAGUGCCGCCCUCGUUUCUGAAGACUUGAGGGACGAGGUGUUCAGAUCUUCUGUCUACAAUCCAGCCAGCAAGCAGCGCCUCCUUUCUGUUUUUGAGGUUUACUUGAAGUUCAUCGUUAUUCUCACAGAUGUUCUUUCCGUAAGCUUCCCCUUUGCGGAAUCUUUGGAUCCUUCUAGCUCUUCAGAGCGACCACGGAGCGCCAAAGUUGACGAAUGCAUCUCGGCAAUGAAAUCCUGGCUGGCCUGCGCGAUGACAGUGAUACCGCCUUCGACAAUCGCAACCGCUAACCCCAGCAAAAAAGAAAACCUGCACAAGUCCGUCUCGGUACACGUCAACCUCAUCUACAUUUACUACUAUCAUUCCUCCAUUGCAUUAUCCCAUACAAGGUUGUUACGACUCGUCAAAUCAAACAUGAGCAAGAACGUGGAGGCUUCCGAGCUCGGCUUGAUUCGGGACGACCUACAGGGAGCCGCUGAAAGCAUGACUCAACUCUUUGCAGAUCUGGAUGGUCGCCGGCUUGUACGUUGGCUUCCUAUCAGCGCACUAUGCUGCAUGGUGUUUCCACUGGCGUUUUGUGUCGUGACCGCCAGACUGAGAGCUGCAAAUACCAGUCUUGCCAUGGAUGACGCAGGCCCGACCAGCUCAAACGACAGAGAUCUUUCGGUUCUCAUGGGAACGAUAAAAUCCUUCCUCCCACAGUACGAUGGCGUGGACCUAAUCAAGGAGACCGUCAAACACGCAGCCGAGCUAGCACACGCCGCCGGCCAGGCUCUAUCCAAGCAUUCUGCAGCAACACCACCUACGAGCUGGACACAGAUUCUAGUUGGCGACCCAGAGCUGUAUCUCAAGAUGGUGAUGUCUAUAGACCUCUCUAUCAAUAAGGGUCGGCUUGUGGAAGAGGACGACUUCCCGGCAGGGCUGUUCAGCAAGAUGCGCCUAGAUGCAGCCUCGAAUCAUCCUUGGCAGACACUAGGAUCAGAUAUACCACCAGACUUUGCGGUCUCUGGGAUGGUUCCAAACAUCAACUCUUCUUGGGAGUUGUGGGCAUCUGCUGUUGCGCAACGUGAAGAGGCGCCGUUGUCGACCAGCAGGAUCGAGAAGGCAGGAACGAGUCGUAUUGGCGUCGGACGCACCAAGCCUGCAUGGGAAGGGUCACUUCCUUUCGCUUCGACAGACGCUGAUUCUCUUUGGGGGUGUGGAAGCAUGUCUGCUACAGAUCAACUUUCCGGGACGCUAGAGCCAUGGACCGAGAUGCCUCUGUGGGAUCUAGAGUUGGUAGACCUGGCUUGGGAGUAG
This is a messenger RNA of Microdochium trichocladiopsis, 2379 nucleotides long. RefSeq lists its product as uncharacterized. Gene Ontology annotation, biological process: DNA-templated transcription; regulation of DNA-templated transcription. Bases 1 to 2379 code for a protein of 792 amino acids. Gene Ontology annotation, molecular function: zinc ion binding; DNA binding; DNA-binding transcription factor activity, RNA polymerase II-specific. The record is from RefSeq and is a predicted model, not a curated record. NCBI's taxonomy places the organism in Eukaryota, Fungi, Ascomycota, Sordariomycetes, Xylariales, Microdochiaceae. The transcript has 6 exons.